GGACCGACUUCCGGCAGUGACGUGUAGAGGGGGAAAAAAACUGGAGGAGGCCGGCUCUCGAUUCUAAUCGGUUUUUUUUUCGAGGACACCGGGGAUGAAGCUGUACAGCCUGAGCAUCUUGUACAAGGGCGCGACUGGAGUCAACCUGCUCAAAGCAGCGUACGACGUCUCUACCUUCAGCUUCUUCCAGAGGUCCAGUGUCCAGGAGUUUAUGACCUUCACAAGCCAGCUGAUUGUGGAACGGUCCCAGCGAGGGAGCCGGGCAGCAGUGAAGGAGCAAGAUUACUUGUGCCACGUCUGCAUCCGGAACGAUUCCUUGGCGGGGGUGGUCAUUGCCGACAGCGAAUAUCCUUCCAGAGUGUGCUUCUCUCUCCUCGAUAAGGUGCUAGAGGAAUUCUCCAGACAGGUGGAUAGUAACGAGUGGCCUUCAGGUUCCCCGAAUGUGAUUCGCUACACAGGCCUUGACGCCCACCUCGCCCGCUACCAGAACCCACGGGAAGCAGAUGCCAUGUGCAAAGUCCAGGCCGAGUUGGAUGAAACCAAAGUGAUCCUGCACAACACGAUGGAAUCGCUGCUGGAGCGCGGGGAGAAACUGGACGACCUGGUCUCCAAGUCGGAGGUUCUGGGCACCCAGUCGAAAGCUUUUUACAAGACGGCUCGGAAACAGAAUUCCUGCUGCGGGAUCAUGUGACUUGUGGACUGGAACGACCACCGCCCCCCCUCACCAUCCCACCUCUCCACUUGGUGCCAACCCCCCUCCCCACCACCCUCGUCUUCACCUCUACAAAAGGAUAUGGUCGGUUUGCAACCCAUUGGCAGUGUGCAGUGCCUCUCCUUCCUGUCCGUGUCUCUCUCUCUCUCUCUCGCUCACUCUCAGCAGCCUGGACAAGGCAGAGUCUCUGUGAGCCUCGGAACCCCACAAACCUCGCGUUGACGGGCGGUUUGCCCCUCACGAAUGCCCCACACUUAUUUCUGCCCGGGUGUGGUGUGGGUGAGAGUCCCCCUCCUCCACUCCCUGCCAGAGGUUCAGAGACGGCGAUCUUUGAACAGAGCGGGUUUUGAGCUCUCCUCUUUAUAUGUGUGUGUAUAUAUAUAUAUUAAAAAAAAAACACCAGCUCGUGUGUUCACAGAGCGAGACAGCACACGGUUACAGAGAGGCUAUUGAACCUGCCCCCACCACUGAUCAUUCCUGUUGAUUUUUUAAACUGCAGCAUUCCCUCUCUGCAUCGUUUCCUCAGCGCGGUUGUCUUGUGUGUGUGUGUGUCCCAGGAUGUGGAGGGACAGGCCCAUCGCCUGUCCACUGAUUUUCCUCCAGGACAGCUGAGAAUCUCCCUCUCUCUCUCUCUGUCUCCUUGACAACAUUUCGAAAAGGUUGGGGGUGUGAGGAGGGGGUUCUCCUGCUGAAAAGAUAGCAGAAACCAGAAGGGCGCUUACAAUUUAAACGGGUUUGCGUGAGGCACACUCCUCAAGGAGAGCUCCCUGGGUCUGCAAUUUGCUGCUUUUUGUGUGUUUGGACAGUAUUGGUUAACUCGAGUCAGAUUUCAGGGCGCUUUCUCCCCACCCGAAUGCUGUGAAGGUUUUGUCAACAGGAGGUUCCCCGACCAAACCAUUCUGCUCCCCUCCCCUUCUCCCCCUUCCCCCCCCCCCCCCCCCCCCCGGGACUUCUGAAAGGUUGCAAAGUCAGGCAGCAAGUGGUUCCUUUCUCCCCCUCUGUUCCAAGCCGUACGCCGGUGCGUGGAAAGACGAUCGAUCCGGAGCUCCGUUUGUCUCCUCCGGACCGUGCCGCGUUGCGGGCUCGGAAAUCUCUCCCAGUCGGCCUGGGGAGGCGUUUUCCUCAGUCCCACCUGACCCCGAACGAACUGACCUGGUGCUUCUGGCCGUCCUUGCGGGAGUCUGCUUUUGAGGGCGACGCAGUCACCCGAGGCUGGGUUCGGGGGAGACUGUGUGUGUGUGUGUGUGCGCCCCCCUUCUCCACCCCCACCCCCACGGCCAGCACAGUCCCACCCAAAAUGGCACACUGACUAUUCUCCACUGAUGGUGUAGAGGGUGCGGUGCUCCGCAGCCAUGCCUCUGGAGAGCCGGGGUCAACAGGAAAUAACUGAUGUUUUACCCAGGGUGGGGAAGCGGCCAUCUCCAGGGACUGAGUGAACAUUUUGACACUGAUUUCUGACUGAAGUGGGCGGUGGGGAAGAGGGUGGCCAUGUUGAAUCGAUGAUGAAAGUGUCCCAGCUUUUUGCGAGUGGUGGUUGGAACACUUGGUGAAAAAGCAAAAAAAAAAGCUCAAGAAUUUUUAUAUAAUCAGGCGAAUUGUAAAUGUGCUGUAACAGAUAACUUAUUUUAGUCUUGUUUGUAAACUUUAACACAACAUGCUGAUUUCCGGUUACUGGUAAACUUCGGUUCAAGAGUUUUUUUUUGUAUUGGAGUUGCUGGUUUUAAUGUGAUGCAAUGAUCCUAUCUACUGUUGUAAUCUUGCCUUUUCACUCUGUAUAAAGUUAUUUUUUGCCUUCGAA
This is a messenger RNA of Hemiscyllium ocellatum (epaulette shark), 2510 nucleotides long. It is a transcript of the gene ykt6, whose product is annotated as YKT6 v-SNARE homolog (S. cerevisiae). The record is from RefSeq and is a predicted model, not a curated record. The transcript is spliced from 8 exons. Bases 95 to 691 code for a protein of 198 amino acids. NCBI's taxonomy places the organism in Eukaryota, Metazoa, Chordata, Chondrichthyes, Orectolobiformes, Hemiscylliidae. Gene Ontology annotation, biological process: endoplasmic reticulum to Golgi vesicle-mediated transport. Gene Ontology annotation, molecular function: SNAP receptor activity. Gene Ontology annotation, cellular component: Golgi apparatus.